AUGCAAUUAUUCUUUCCUCGUCAGAAACCAAAAGCUAACGCUAAAGAUGCUAUCGUUCGUCUCAGAGAUACUUUGCAAAUGUUAGAAAAGCGUGAAAGUCAUUUGCAAACUAAGAUUGAUACUGAGCUAAAAAAUGCUAGGUCGAAUGCGGCUACUAAUAAAAGAGCUGCUUUGAUGGCGCUUAAACGAAAGAAGCAAUAUGAAAAUCAGAUCGAAAAGAUAUCCGGUGCACGUAUUACAAUCGAAGCGCAGGUGAUGGCGAUUGAAAAUGCGAAUGUUAAUCUGGAAACUCUUAAAGCUAUGGAAAAAGGUGCUGAAGCUAUGAAAGCAAUACACGGAUCUAUGGAUAUAAAUAAAGUGGAUGAUACAAUGGAUAAUAUACGCGAACAAAUUGAUAUGGCUGAUGAAAUUUCAAAUGCAAUUUCUGCACCAAUGAUUGGUUUCGAUAUAGACGAUGAUGAAUUGAACGCAGAAUUAGAAGAAUUAGAGCAAGAAGUUCUUGAUAGUCAAUUGCUCGGAGCAGAUGCACCUCCAGUUACUGCUCCUAACGUACCAACAAGCGAACCUGCGUACAAAAAGAGAGUUACUGUUACUGAACAGGAUGAAGAUGAUGAACUAGCGGAACUACGUGCGACCAUGGCCUUGUAA
This is a messenger RNA of Rhizophagus irregularis DAOM 181602=DAOM 197198, 648 nucleotides long. RefSeq lists its product as uncharacterized. The record is from RefSeq and is a predicted model, not a curated record. Gene Ontology annotation, biological process: late endosome to vacuole transport via multivesicular body sorting pathway; vesicle budding from membrane. Gene Ontology annotation, cellular component: ESCRT III complex; multivesicular body; cytoplasmic side of plasma membrane. Lineage: Eukaryota; Fungi; Glomeromycota; Glomeromycetes; Glomerales; Glomeraceae.